CAGCCGAAUCCACGCUCGCAGUUUCAGUCGGCGGCUACCAUUGGUUUUACCUUGUGCCAGACAGAGUCCGAAAAAAAAGAAAAGAAAAACAAAAAAAAACAGAAACACUGCAUGGAAGAAGAAGGAGAGCUGCGCGCUUUCUUGGGCUCAUCCCUCCCUCGUUAUUUAGCAGUGGAAUGAAUGGUGGCACUGGUUUCUGUGGCUGUGUUUGUCUUCUGCCGUCAGUCCGCAGCCUUGCUCAUGUUCUCCCGCAGGCGAAGCGACUCCUCCCCGCCGCCUCAUCCGUGACACUUCAGCAGCAGCAGCAGCGGGAGCCGCGCUGAGGAAGGAAGGAGACGAGCCUGCGCUCCGGUGGCUGGAAGCUCCGUGGAGACACACGCCGCGCCGGCUGAAACCAGCGAGAAAAAGUUGAGGAAAACGCAGAAGGACAGAGGAGCCGGACGGAGCUGUUCAUUCUUCUCCUCCACACAGUUUUUGGACUAACCUGGCUGGGGUCGCCUGCGCUGAAACGGCGGACAGACCCUCAGAGAGACGCCGCGAACAGGAACGGAGCUCCGGCUGGUUUGGCUGCUCGAACUGAACCAUGCUUUUUUAGCUAAAUCAAAUAUUUUUUUAUUUUUCUAAGCGUUUAAGCUAGAAAAACUGCUGUUUUGGAGCUGUCUGCCUGUGUGUUUGUUUGUUUGUGAAAGAGGGGGAAAUAUAUAAUAUGUGUGUGGAGGUCCAGUGAAGAAGUUCCAGCCCAGGAGAAACCUCCUUUUUUGAAUUUUAUGAAUUUUACCAGUUUUAUGAACACUGCCCUCUCGAAAGCCCUCUCAGCCUUGGGCUUCUCUUUCUUGUUUUAGAGGCUGUUUUACAGGCGAAAAAUAAGCUCCCACACGUCUUUUCCCUACACCAUUUCUCCCAGCUGCUUGUACGUAUGUGUAUGUUUCUGAGACGAGCUCAAGCGCUUGCUGAGGACGGUGUAGCCCAAUGAGAGUGAACUGACGGCGGGCGAGAGUGAAGCUAAGCAGCCGCUGAUUUCUAGUUCUGCCUCCACGGCCCACAGGACACGAGAGAGCCGCAACUUUCCGCCGUAGUGAUGCUGCAGGUGGAAAUGAUCAUAUUCGUCUGCCUGAUCCUUUGGAUGUGUGUAUUUAGCCAAGAGCCGAGCUCCAAGGUGAUGGCCGACCGAUACGCCGUCUACUGGAACCGGACCAACCCCAGGUUCCACCGAGGGGACUACCACAUCGACGUCUGCAUCAACGACUACCUGGAUGUCUACUGCCCACACUACGAGGACUCGGUCCCUGAGGAGAGAACCGAGCGCUACGUCCUCUACAUGGUGAACUACGAUGGCUACAGCACCUGCGACGACACAGCGAAGGGCUUCAAGCGCUGGGAGUGCAACAGGCCGCACUCCCCCAACGGCCCCCUCAAGUUCUCAGAGAAGUUCCAGCUCUUCACACCUUUUUCCCUGGGUUUCGAGUUCCGGCCAGGCAGAGAGUAUUAUUACAUAUCAUCCAUGGUUACAGAGACUGGAAGAAAAGGCUGUCUUAAGCUGAAAGUCUUUGUCAGACCAGCGAACAGCUGUGUGAAAAUCAUAGGCGUUCACGAUCGAGUUUUUGACGUUAACGACAAAGUAGACAAUUCAUUAGAACCCAGAGACGACACCAGUCACGAGUCAGCUGAACCCUCUCGGAGCGACGCAGCUAACUCAGGGCACGGGCCCCCUGUGCUCGGCCCCCUGCUGGCUCCUCUGCUCCUCGGCAUCUCCGCGCUGCUCAACUUAUAGCCCCCCUUCUUCUUCUUCUUCUUAGUCCCAGACAAGCCCCUGCAGCCCCCAGCGCCCUUCUCCCACGAGACCAGAAGCUUUACACAGGCCGAGGGUUACGGGAGGGCUCCCAGACUCUCCAGGAACACUACUUACGGCCCUCGUGUUUCGUUUGUUUCUUUUUUUUUUUUUUCCAAAUAUUUAAGUGGUCUUUCUCAGUCUGUGAUUAAGGAUGAAAAAAAAAAUUGAUUAGUAGUGCAAAAGGAGAAAAGCUUUUAGCCAAUCAGCUGAGACGCCCUAGCGUGAUGCAGCAUCUGGUCAGCAGGGAUCAGAGCUUAAGGGGGUGGAGAGGUUCCACGUUUAGAAUAAACUGUGGGUUUUAAGUUAACGAUACUCUAAAUGAACAGAUACAAAUGUGUACGUUAAGGGUGUGUCCUGGUGCAGUACAGAUCUCCUAGCUCUGGUGUUAGAGACAAAUAUAGAAGGACUGUUUGCCUGUUCUUUCCUGUCGGCCUUCGACCCUAACAAUUCGCAAAGUUCUUCGUAAAGUUCUAGAAAGUUCUAGAUUUGGCAAAAAAAAAAACUAUGUUCUAACUGGAUGACAGAAAGUCUGGACUCUACCCUGAAGAAAAGGGGGGAAAAAACACACCAGCUGGUCAUGUGGGCCAGUUGACCCUGGUGGCUGAGUGUGUUGAGUGUGUGUGUGAGUGUGAGUGUGUGUUCACUAACUGACUUGCGAUUUUCUUGCGAUUUGAUUUGAAAACGAGGAGGAAGAUAAGACACAUAUUUAUUCUCUGCAAAUGAGGACAGUGACUUGUCUUAGUAGACCACACCACUAAAACAGUGCUUUUUUGUAUUUUGUAGGAUAAACUUAACUGCAGCAUAAAUGCCUAUAUUUUUCCUAUGACUUUUAUCUAUUGAUAUGAAAUAUCAACGUUAACGAAUCAUCAAUUCAACAAUUCUUUAUCGUCAUGACUGCAUACGUCCACCUCUGUAUAUACAGUACCAAAAGGGGCUGCACAUGGUGUUCACUUCGGUUUCCUCCCCCCAAGAAGGAAAACUAAAUCAAAAACACAGCAUCUGUUACAAAACGAUGAACGAUGAAUAUCUACGUAUAUCCAGUUAUUUGAAACACCUUUGCGCAUCUUUUACCUUCUUUUUACGACUACUGUACAUUGAUAUAGCCGCUAACUAGUGUAACUCAGCCUCAUAUUUUAAUUUUUUACAUUUUUUUUUUAUUACGACGUUAACAAACUAUGACACUCGAUGAUCAAUCUUAGGUACUCUGUGAUCCCACUGUUUGCCUUCUGCAUGGCAGCCUUGAAUCUAUGAUGAAUUUGUUUGUUGCUUUUGCCAGUUCAGGCCUAGAAGGAGCAGGCUUUUAGAUUUUUUGAAUCUUUAGAAUUUUUGAGUUUUGGGAUAGAAUGUUUUUUUUUUUAUUGUGCGCAUUCACACCUCCGACCGUUUCCAGUUUUAAGUGACUCCUUAAUGAGGUUCAGGCACGCCGAGUUCAUGUUGUCAUGUUGUGGCAGGGGAGAUAUUAUUUGCGCUAUUAAAAAUAGUUGGUUGAAAGCGGCCUCUGCCGAGGGAGGCUCGGAUUUCACUGGGAUAAAUUUUUCUUUUCUUUUUUGACCUUGCAGUCGGAGGGUUCCGCACGGAGCAACUAAAGACGGGCAGCGAGGAAGAAACAGAAACAGACGUGGUUUGAGUUUGGAGGAGAGGGGUUAGGGGAAGUGGUUCGUAGGCACUCGUGAAAAUAAACAAUAGCUGGGGAAUUUUUUUUAACAAUCAAACAAAAAUUGAGUAACUGUUUUCUGCCCUUUUGAUUGUCAGCAGGCCUGUUUCGUUCCCUCGCCAGUUUUUUUUUUUUUUUUUUUUUUUUUUUUUU
This is a messenger RNA of Astyanax mexicanus (Mexican tetra), 3638 nucleotides long. RefSeq names its product ephrin-A5b (gene efna5b). The transcript is spliced from 5 exons. The record is from RefSeq and is a predicted model, not a curated record. Gene Ontology annotation, molecular function: ephrin receptor binding. Gene Ontology annotation, cellular component: plasma membrane; external side of plasma membrane. Lineage: Eukaryota; Metazoa; Chordata; Actinopteri; Characiformes; Acestrorhamphidae. Bases 1079 to 1771 code for a protein of 230 amino acids. Gene Ontology annotation, biological process: axon guidance; regulation of actin cytoskeleton organization; ephrin receptor signaling pathway.